AUGGGCAAAUCCAAGUCCAAGGGAUCGUCCAAGGACGCCCCCGCCUCCGCCACUGCCCCUCCCGCCGCGGCCCUCUCGUCGUUCCUCCUCGCACAAGCCGACUCGAAGGACGCGGCUCUCGAGGACAUCUUUGCCACGUCGAAGGGCCCGUCGCGCGCCUUUGAGCCCAAGAAGGAGCAGCCCCGCCCGGCACCCGCUCCCGCCGCCGCCGCCGCCAACAAGGCCGCCAACGAGGGCACCGCCGCCGCCGCCGCCGACGCCGACUUGUCGGAGCUCGAGUCGGGCGCAGAACUGAGCGACCUCGACGACGACGAUGAGGACGCGCUCGAGGAGGAGUACGCCGCCAAGCUCGCGGCCGCCGCGUUCAAGCAGCGCCAGCUCGCCGCCGCCGCCGCAGCUCAGCAGCAGGGCAAGGGCAAGAAGCGCAAGGCCGAGCAGCCGGCCGACGAGGACGUGUCGGACGAGGACGAUGGCGACGACAGCCCGGUCGAGGUCGACAGCGACGACGACGACGACGACGAGCAGGACGACAACGACGACGGCCCGCUCGACAUCAACGACCUGAUCUCGGGCGCCCUGUCGGGUUCCACGCCGGGCGACAAGAAGGGCAAGAAGGCCGACAAGGGCGGCAAGAAGAGCGCCAAGCUCGUGCAGCGCCAGCAGGAGACGCCCGAGGCGCGCGACGCGAGGACCAUCUUCCUCGGCAACGUGCCCGCCGAGUGCUCGACGUCUCGUUCGCUCAAGAAGUCGCUCGUGCGCCACGUCCUGCAGAACCCGGCCCUCGCGUCGACCCUGCCCUCGGGCUGCCCGCCGCUCAAGAUGGACGCGAUCCGGUUCCGCUCGCUCGCGUUCGCGUCCAAGGUGUUUGGCCGCAAGGUGCACGCGGGCGCGACGGGCGACGACGACGAGAACGCCGGCGGGCGCGGGCGCAAGCGCGCGCGCGAGUGGCGCGAGAACGAGGACAGCGACCUGCGCGGCGUCAAGGGCGGGUACAAGGAGCGCGAGAGCAAGAAGCAGGCGCCGACGACGGGCGCCAACUCGCAGCCGUUGACCGACGGGCAGAAGCGCCGGGUCGCCCUCAUCCGCGGCGAGCUCAACGAGGGCAAGAAGGCGUGCAACGCCUACCUCGUCAUCGCGGCCCUGCCGGACGGCGUCGACCCGGUCGCCGUCGUCAAGGCGCUCGUCAGCGCGACCAACAACAGCGUGUUCGAGGGCUUCACGCUCCACGCCGACGCCGUGCGCCCUCGGUCGGCCGCCGCGCUCGUCGCCGCCGCCCAGAUGGCCGCCAAGCCCAACAUGGACCUCACCGACGUGCCGCGCAACCAGGACGCCCACACCGUGUCGGCGCUCGAGGCGCGCCGCACCUUGUUCAUCGGCGGCCUCGACUUUGCCGAGAACGAGGAGAGCGUCCGGUCGGCGACCGAGGCCGUCCUCGUGCGCGAGCGCGGCGAGCCUGUCGAGGGCCGGUUCGUCGAGAGCGUGCGCAUCGUGCGUGACCCUAGCACCGGCCUCGGCAAGGGAUUCUGUUACGUGCUCCUCCAGGACGAAUCGUGCGUCGACGAGCUGCUCGCGCUCCCGCCGGGCAAGAACCUCAAGAUCUCGAAGCGCAAGGUGCGCCUCGAGCGGUGCAAGACGACGGCGGCUGCCGCGCGCGCCAAGGCGUCGGCCCGCACCGUCGCGUCGCUCCCGGCUCGCGCAGGUGCCGCCGCCGCAGCAGCAGCAGGGGCGAGCGGCGGCAAGAAGGGCACGGCGACCGACGGCCGGCCCAAGGCGGUCCGGCUCGCCGCGCCGCGCGACCCGACCCUGUCCAAGCACGGGCGGUCGGGCCCUUCGGCGCCGCGGUCCAAGCACCAGGAGCAGCUCGCCGAGGCGCUCGCGCAGCUGCCGACCGACGAGCGCAAGAAGAUCAAGUCGAUGGACGCCGAGCGCAUCGCGCGGCGCGCGGCCAAGAAGGAGUCGAAGCGGCUGUCGGAGCGCUACGAGCGCAAGCAGGCCAACGUGGCCAAGAAGAGUGGCGGCGGCGUCGCCGAGGCCAUCUUGGGGAGGGAACCGAGGGCGCUCGAGCGGGCGAGGAAGGAGAAGAAGAGGAUCGCGACGCAGAGCAAGUCGAGCCUGAAGAAGAAGGGGCCGAGGACUUGAGCACACUUGUCAUGCAGUCACAGCGUUGCCUCUCU
Messenger RNA from Rhodotorula graminis WP1, 2174 nucleotides. RefSeq lists its product as uncharacterized. The record is from RefSeq and is a predicted model, not a curated record. Bases 1 to 2139 code for a protein of 712 amino acids. The transcript is spliced from 4 exons. Lineage: Eukaryota; Fungi; Basidiomycota; Microbotryomycetes; Sporidiobolales; Sporidiobolaceae. Gene Ontology annotation, molecular function: RNA binding.